GUCCCAAAUGGAACAUUAUUAAUGAUAAAUGAUUUUUUGGAUUUCUGUUAAAAAAACAAUGGUACUCAAAUGAGCAAGCAACUUCCAAGAAAGAAAUGGAAAGAAGUCGAAGAUGAAUUACUACUCAAAGCCAUCAAGAAAUAUGGAAAUCAAUGGAGUAAAAUACAAGAAGAAGUUCCAACCAAGGAUUCCAAACAAUGUCAAGCAAGGUGGAAGAUCCUAAAAAAUAAAGAAGAAAUUUUGGAGAGAUUGGAUGCUUUGGGUGAUUAUUCAGACAUGGACAAUCAAAACCACAAAGUGAAGAAAGCCAAGAAAAAACAAAGAGAAAUACCUCGGAGAUACAAUCCACACUUUGAUUACAAUGAGGAAUCCUCUAGUGAAUCAAUGCAUCUAUAGUAAUUCCAAUAGGCUCUAAUUAAAUAACCAUAUUAAUUGACAUUACUUUAACAACAGAAAAGAGAGUAGAUUCAGAAAAUGUUUGGAAUGCUAUGGAUGACAAAAUGCUGUGGGCUGCCUUUAAAAUAUAUAAAGGAAUUUCAAGAGAAAAACCCCUAGAGUUGUAUGGAGAGAUAUUAAUAUGUAAGUCAUUGUGUGGAAUUAUCGUAGUUAUUGUAAUAAAAGAAGAUGAAAUUGUAGGAGGAUGGAUCAUCAGUAGAUAUCAUUUCCUCUUUGGCUGAAGACAGUUCCAUCUUGGGUUCAGAGUAAUUCGAUAUUACUCAAAGUGAAGGAGGGGAUUCCACUGAUUAACAACAACAAACUGACUAUAAGGUUGUUCCCCUUGGAGUUUAUACUGUUUAAUAGUGCCAUACAAACAUUGAAAGGAUCCUUAAAUCAUUUUCCAAUCACAAUUUAGAUACCCUACCUGGCAUACGUGAGUCAAUUGUUAAACUCAUAUUAACUGAUUGA
Messenger RNA from Paramecium tetraurelia, 906 nucleotides. RefSeq lists its product as uncharacterized. The transcript is spliced from 4 exons. Lineage: Eukaryota; Ciliophora; Oligohymenophorea; Peniculida; Parameciidae. The record is from RefSeq and is a predicted model, not a curated record.